CGCCGGCGGAGCAAGGUGGCUGGCUGGCUGGCUGGGCUGACGGACCAACUCGGAAAUUUGGAAUUUCCCCGGUGGGCAUGGAGUGUGACCUCAUGGAGAAUGACAUCUUGGAGUCGUUGGAAGAUUUGGGCUACAAGGGCCCUUUGUUGGACGAUGGCGCCCUGUUGCAGGCCGUUGCCGCUGGAGCCACUUCCCCGGAGUUUACCAAACUUUGUGCCUGGCUGGUGUCCGAGCUACGAGUCCUUUGUAAACUGGAGGAAAACGUACAAGCCACUAACAGCCCCGGGGAAGCCGAGGGAUUCCAGCUGGAGGUGAGCGGGCUCCUGGGGGAGAUGAACUGCCCCUACGUCUCCUUGACGUCCGGGGACGCCACCAAGCGCCUUCUCGUCCAGAAGAACUGCCUUCUGCUGCUCACUUACCUCAUCUCAGAACUUGAAGCUGCCAGGAUGCUGAGUGUGAACGCGCCCCCCAAGAAAGCUCCCGAGGGUGGUGGGAGCGAAGUCUUCCACGAGCUGAAAGGCAUCUGCAUCGCUCUAGGGAUGUCCAAGCCUCCGGCCAACAUAACCAUGUUCCAGUUCUUCAGUGGGAUUGAAAAGAAAUUAAAGGAAACGUUAGCGAAAGUUCCACCAAACCAUGUGGGAAAGCCUUUGCUGAAGAAGCCAAUGGGACCAGCCCACUGGGAGAAAAUCGAAGCAAUCAACCAAGCCAUAGCCAAUGAGUAUGAAGUCCGGAGAAAGCUGCUGAUCAAACGUCUGGAUGUCACCGUCCAAUCCUUUGGCUGGUCCGACAGAGCUAAGAGUCAAACGGAGAAACUAGCUAAGGUCUACCAGCCCAAGCGCUCCAUCCUAACACCCAAAAGCAUCGUCUCGGUGGCCCAUCUCCUGGCGGCUCGGCAAGACCUGUCCAAGAUUCUACGGACCAGCAGUGGCUCCACCCGGGAGAAGACAGCCUGUGCAAUCAACAAGGUGCUGAUGGGCAGGGUGCCCGACCGAGGGGGCCGCCCCAACGAGAUCGAGCCACCGCCCCCCGAGAUGCCACCCUGGCAGAAGAGGCAGGACGGGCCCCAGCUGCCGGCGGGGGGCCGCGGAGGAGGCAGGGGCGGCUAUGAACAUUCUUCGUACAGCGGUGGAGGUGGCGGCGGUGGCCGAGGCCACGAAUCCGGAGGAGGAGGCCGAGGCGGCCGUGGUGGCUACGGAGGUGGCCGUGGCAACAAGCACCAGGGAGGCUGGACGGAUACAGGCGGCUACCGUGACUCCGGCUUCCAGCAGCAGCCAGGCGGCUACCACGGUGGGGGCUACGGCGGUGGCUUCCAGGCACCUCCCUACACCGGGGGUGGCGGCUACCAGCAGGACAACCGAUACCAGGACGCUGGCCACCACCACCACCAUGCCGGGGAUCGGGGUGGUGGAGGCGGGGGUGGUGGCAGUGGCGGUGGCCGCGGAGGCCGAGGAGGCCGUGGCGGGCGCGGCGGGCGUGGGGGCCAGGGUGGAGGCUGGGGGGGCCGGGGCGGCCAGAGCUAUCACCAAGGCGGCCAGUUUGAGCAGCAUUUCCAGCAUGGGGGCUACCAGUACAACCACUCCGGCUUCGGACAGGGCCGCCACUACACCAGCUGAGGUCCCUGGACCAGGAUCCCCGCGUCCGGCUCGUGCCCCCCCAUCCCCUGCAAGACCUAGAAACUUCUAGGUGCUGAGGUACGGACUUAAGCAUGCGAGACUCGCGGGGUGCAGGCCUGACCUUGGCCCGGCCCUGCCCGGCCUGGCCGUGGCCUGAGCAUUCCUUGGUCUUCAUUGGAAAAUUCUUGCUCGGUUGGUUUUUCUUUGGUUGUUUUUGUUUUGUUUAGUUUUGUUUUUAAAUGGACUUAGAUCUGCUGUUUACUACUUGACAGACUACGGGCAGCAUCUCUCUCUGAAGAGUUGGUUUUUGUUUCUAAAGGUGGUGGCCUUGGACUGACCAGUAAGUAGACUUGAUUUCACAGUCAGAACUCGCAUACCUUUAUUUUAUUUCAUUUUUUAGAAACUACUUGAUGAAGGGCCCUAGCGAUAGCGCAGCAGUAGGGCAUCUGCCUUGCACUCAGAGGACCCAGAACAGACCACGGACUGUGGUUUGAUCCCCUGGCGUCCCAUAUGGUCCCCCCCAAGCCAGGAGCGAUUUCUGAGUA
Molecule: messenger RNA, 2158 nt
Organism: Suncus etruscus (white-toothed pygmy shrew)
Lineage: Eukaryota; Metazoa; Chordata; Mammalia; Eulipotyphla; Soricidae
Gene: TSLIG3A
Product: family with sequence similarity 98 member A
Exons: 8
Coding region: 78-1613 (511 amino acids)
Cellular component (GO): tRNA-splicing ligase complex
Source: RefSeq, a predicted model, not a curated record